Candidula unifasciata is the source of this 4593-nucleotide messenger RNA. NCBI's taxonomy places the organism in Eukaryota, Metazoa, Mollusca, Gastropoda, Stylommatophora, Geomitridae. The record is from the annotation of a GenBank genome assembly.
AUGAGACGAGUAAUGGCGCAAGCCUUGAUCAGUGAAAGUCACUACAAGAGCUCCACAGAAUGGCCAGUGGACAGCAAUGAAUAUAAGAUCUAUACAGCAUUCAAAGAACAACUACACAACAACAGCUUGAAAUACCCACCGUCCUUUGAUAAAUUUAAAGAUGAGCCAGGGAUGAAUCAACGGCUGGAGUAUACUACUAUUAUUGAGGAGCUUGUGUUUUGGGUCCUGAGAUUUGAAUUUCCACAGCGUCUUGUGACUUUCUUGUUGGGCCUGCUGCCUGAUGACCUGUAUAAGGAAGCUUUUGCUAAAGCUUUUGUGAAGCACUACUCUCGCAUAUCUGUUGUGCUGAUCAACGCUUCAGAGAGGUCAACUGUGGCCAACAGAAUUGUCCACAUUAGUGUCCAGCUGUUUAGCAGUGAGCAUCUGGCCGUCUUCUUGGCCGAGAAGUACAACUUACUUCUGACAAUCAUUCUCAGCCUGGCUAACAUGAUUCAGAGCGUCCGAGUGCCGAGUACUCUAGAAGAUCCUGAAAUGAAGACCAACUUCCACAGUGUGGUCAGCUGUGAGCAUGAGAUUAUGAAGGACCACUGCUACUGGCCAGUGGUCAGUGAUCUCAUCAAUGUGCUGUCGCAUAAAAGAAUAGCCCACAGGUUUCUGGCCGACGAGAAGCUGAUUGAGUUGUGGCUGGAUUUGUUGAAUGACAUGCAGGGAAUGAACCUGAACACCCGAGAGCUGAGCCAACAUGUGGAGUUUGAACCAGAAACAUACUACGCUGCUUUCUCUGCUGAGCUGGAGAUUUCUGCCUCUCCCAUGUGGUCAUUGCUUAUGCAUUGCCAGGCCCCUGACACCAGCCAGUAUAUAUUCAAUAUGAUCAAGGCUGCUACUACAGCAAUAUCAGAAUGGUUUGAAGCAAUCAACUUCCUGGACUCCAUGAAGCCCAAUCCAUAUCAGCUGACCUUUCACCUUCCACUGCAUCGAUAUCUGGCAACUUUUAUCAUGACUGGUGUGAGAAACCAUGACAUGGAUCUGCAGACGCUGCUGCCGGAAGAGAACUUGCUGAAGAAAGUCAUGUUGCAUGUGCUGCAGAUUCAGGCCUGUCUGACACAGAUUUAUGCGGGAAUGUGGGUACGAAAUGGAAUCCAGAUUAAAGGUCAGGCAAUGACAUACAUUCAGUGUCACUUCUGCUACUCUAUGGCAGAUGCAGACAUGUUUCUACUACAGCUAUCAGCCACAAAGCUUGACCCAGACUAUUUCGUACACACGGUGUUGGAAAGAUUCCACAUUUUGAACUGGUUAUCCUACUCUCCGGAACCAACCAGCAUUGGAAUUUCCAUGGAUUCUGCCCAGGAGCUAGCUAUGGUAGAGGGCGCUCUCUCUCUGUUCUCGGCUCUGUUUGGCAUGCAUACAUAUUUAGGUAUCAGUGAAAAAGACCUCAUCAGAAAAGAGAUGGCAUCUCUUCUGUGUAUGAAUGAUCGGCAGCACAGUGCACUGAUGGAUCUGAUGCCGGAGAAAACUGGAGUGAAUGGACUGUCUAAAGAGCUAUUUGAGCCUACACUGCAAGAGCUUGCAGAAUACAAAGACCCCAAUUUUGAAUCUGGCGGAGGUUUACAGCAGGGCACUUAUGUACCUAAAGCAUCUGUGUGGGAAAAUGAUUUUGAUCCUGUCCAUGUGUCUCAGCGAGCUAUUUAUAGAAGAGACAUGCAGUCGGCAAUGGAUCGCUACACUGAAUAUUUGCGAAACAACAAAGGAUACUCCAAAAAAACAACACCUUGGCCUCCCUUCAAGAUUGAUGGAAAUAUUCACCCAGCGUACACUGGCAUAUACCGAUUGUUGAACUGCAAGACGAUGCACGCAUUCCUCUUUAUUGUGCUUCACAAGGCUAUGAACAGAGAUAAGAGUUUACCAGAAGCCAUCUUGUUCCAUUGUGUGCAUUUACUCAACAUGUGCGUGCAUUUUGCCCCAAAGAAUUUCCCAAAUCGAGUUCCUGGUUUGACCCUUCAAGUUCAUGAUGGGCAACUUGACAAGUGGUACGGUACAUGCGACGUUAAGGCCAAUGCAUGUGACAUCAUUUCUGAGGUUAUCGUGCCGACUCCAGUGACCGAGGAAGAGAUUCUGUCACCCGGAUCUGUUGCAGAUGACAUGGAUACUUCCAGUCUUGAAGCCAUGUUCCAGCUGCAGCCGUCUACAAUAUCUAGUUCAGGAGGACCUGUGACUUCUGCCCAGAUUGGACAGAUUCCAUCAAUGGCUGUGGAUCUCUUUUAUUUUAGUUACAAGCCAAAAAUCCUGUCACCGUCUGCAUCUACCUCAAUGCCAGAGGGUGGUGGAGAUGGACAACAUUAUAUUGGACGUCUGCUUGAUCGCCUGUACUCUACCGGUUUACCUGCGUCACAGAUUAUUGAUGAAACCUGCCGUUCUCUCAAUGUAGCAAAAGUUAAGGCAGGGCCCUCAGACACAGAAAAAGACAGCAAAAGAAGAAAAGCUUGGAACAGGCAGCAGAAGUUGAUGGCAGAGUUUGCAUCAAAACAGAAGGCCUUUCUAGAACAGGCCAUGGAAGAGGAAGGAGAAACCAAUGAGUCAACAGCUGACUCUGCAAAAGCAGGCCAAGAACAAGAGCUGCUAAAGGUCCAGGAAUAUGAUUGUGUCAUCUGCAACCAAACCACGCCUUCUACAGGCGAGAGACCAGUCGGGAUGGUCAUUUUUCUACAGGCAUCAAGUGUACUGGGUCAUCGUCAUCAGAAUGACCAAGAGUACCCCUUAACUCUUUCGGAGACACAGACGGAGCAUUACCGUAAUGCCUCCUGUGGGAAAGUUCACCACAAGAAGUUGGACACCUUGCGCAAAUAUUUUGAAGAGAAAUCUUGUGAAUUGUCAGUAAAUAUUGGUUGGGAAGGUGGGGUAGUAGCCCAGACCUGUGGACAUUACCUUCAUCUAGACUGCCAUAAAUCUUACCUUGAUUCUCUUAGGACCCAAAAUCAUGUGGAGGUGCUGAAUGUGAACAAGCGGGAGUACUGGUGUCCUCUGUGUCGUCAGCUGUCAAAUGCUGUCAUUCCCAUGGUUCCUGAGGAGAACCCCAUGAUGAUGGUGAAGCCAGUAUCCAGGGACCCCAAACAGAUGGUCGAAGACAUUGCUGAAAUGAUGGUCAGGCGACGAAUCGGCGUGGACCAUGCACCGCUGACAUGUGCCAUGCGAAUAGUCAUGGAGGACAUCUCAACCAUCACGUACCCGAGCUACCGUGUCUUUACAUCCACACACAGCACAGAAAGUGUCCUUCUCUUCAUCUCAUCAGUGGCCAGGGUGAAUUUAGAAGUUGAUCUGCUUCAAAGAGGAGGCAAUCUCAGCGCAGCGCAAGCUAUAGCUGUCACCAAAAAGCAUUGCUUUUUGCCCCUGUUGCAUGUGUUGAGUCUACACAGCAAGGUGCUUGUUUCAACCUCACCCUACCCAGACAUAUGGUCUCACCUCACAGGUACCAACCUUCAGGAUGAUGUUACCAGCACAUUGUCUGUAUAUGAAAGGAAGGUUCCACUUCUCCUGAAGGAUGCCCUCAGCCUUCUGAUGCAGUUUGUGUUGACUUUGUCGUUCGCCAUCGAGCCAGAGCACUAUGAUUUUGUGGUACAGAUGUUGUACAACCUGGUCUAUGUUCAAGCUCUGGCAUAUGUCAGCUGCCAGUUUUCUGGUGAUGAACGGGAAGCUUGGAGGAGGACAGGGAUACAGAGUCAGACCACAACAUUGGAAGGUUUGCUCAGCAGCAUCAUUGGUUGGCUAUCUCGGAGCUCUCUUUAUGAGGAGAUUGAUCAUAGUCAUGUACUGCCUGCUAUAUGUCAAAGUGUGUGGUCACCGGUCAGCGUGGAGCAAACAGUUGAGGAAUAUUGCUUGCCCUUCUUGAGAAUCUCAGCUCUCAUGAAAAGUCACCUGUUUGCAACUGAUAUACCUGCAAUUCAGCCCGGACAAGGGGAGUUCCAGCUGCUGACACAGUUCCUGAAUCUGUGGAGGCCAGCGGAAGCAUCUCAGGAUGAUUGUUCUAGCACAAGAUGCACACGCUGGGUGGUGGAAGAGCCUCACUCUUUAGUCAGAGCUUGGUGUGUCCACAUUACUGACUUUGCCAAUGCAGCACCACAAGAAGCCAAAUUCUUGCUACAGCUGAAUCCAAACUGGCAAAAACCUAGCCUCAUAAAACUGCAUAAGCGCUACUACCAGAUUUUUCAAAUGUACCGCUCGUCCAAGUGUGCCCACUGUGGGAACAGCCCUAAAGAUCCGGCCAUUUGUCUUGUCUGUGGUAAAUUUCUGUGCUUCAGGGAGAUGUGUUGUCAACAGGAGUCAGUCUACGAGAGUGUUCGUCAUUCCAUUUAUUGCGGAGCUGGAACGAGCAUGUUCUUGCUGAUCAACUCAAGUCUGAUAGUGGUCAUCAGAGGUCCCAGAGCCACCCUGUGGGGGUCAGUCUAUCUAGAUGAGCAUGGAGAAGAGGACCGAGAUCUUAAGAGAGGCAAGCCUCUGUACCUAAGCAUGGCUAGAUAUAAGCUUUUAGAAUCACAGUGGCUGUCUCACAACUUUGACCAUGCAUGCAAACGUUGGAUCUGGCAUAAAAAUCAGCUUUGA